Molecule: messenger RNA, 3063 nt
Organism: Chaetomium strumarium
Lineage: Eukaryota; Fungi; Ascomycota; Sordariomycetes; Sordariales; Chaetomiaceae
Product: armadillo-type protein
Exons: 3
Coding region: 1-3063 (1020 amino acids)
Biological process (GO): proteasome-mediated ubiquitin-dependent protein catabolic process
Cellular component (GO): GID complex
Molecular function (GO): protein binding
Source: RefSeq, a predicted model, not a curated record
AUGGCUCUGGUGCAGAGCCCGGCAGUUCUCUCGCAAAUCAGAGUUGCGAGGAGUUUUUCGGAGCAAGCUGCCUCCCUUCGAGCGAUAAGGGAUGAAAUAAUCGGCCAUGACCGGCGGAAGGAGUGGUGGGUGCAAAAUGGCAUCUUGGAGCUUCUCGUCAAAUUCCUAGAAAACAAUGUCCAGUCACCAAGGUUGAGCGGCAAAGAACGCAGUGGAGCAGGGCAGUCUGGGCCGCUGGGAGAAGGUGAAGUGGUGCGGCUGCUGUCUCUCCAACUUCUUGCCAGCUUUGCAUACGCUGGCGCCGCAUUCCUUGGCGCUCUCCAUGCUGCCGGCGUGGUCCCGGCCAUCAUACCGGCAAUAUCUCCUGAUUAUAAUCCUCCCCAGGUUGUAUUAGCCGCACUACGGGUCCUGCACAACAUCACGGCCUCCGCCCGCCUCGCACCUACCGCGGCGGACGGUACGAGCGGUCUAUCAGAAGUCAUAUUCGCUCCUCGCACGCUUGACCAACUACGCUGUAUUCUUUACGACGAAAGGACAGACGCUACGGUACAAGAGCAGAAGCGCUUGAUAGCCAGGCUAAUAAGUCAGUUGUGUAAAUGUGCCCACCAUCGAAAGGCGCUGGCCGAUUCGGGUAUCUUGGAUUCGCUCGCUACGAUGCUUGCGAGCUUCGUCGUAGCCAGGGGGGAAGUUGUGCCGAGAGCCGAGAUACUAGCGCAGAGCGACGGUCUGACGUUCGAAAUACCAGAUCCUGCCCCUCCUGGCGCCGAUCUUGCGCUGGUUCUCGAGGCACUGUCAACUAUCAUCGCGAACUCGCGGUUUUGCUCAUGUCUUUUGUUGUGUUCCCCAGCAAUCAUGGCCAUCUUCCCCUCAGCCGAGUUUGUGCCUCUUGCUUCGGAAUCAAAGGCCGCCUGGAAUGCGCUCGAGAUGAGCGGCUUUGGCAAUACUCGCGCCAGGAACCCCGGAGCGAUGGACUAUCUGCUUCCGGCCAUCGCUGUGCCAACAACCAGAUCUCAGUCGGGUCGCUUUGCCGAGUAUCCGCCCUUGGGCGUCUCCUUAUCGCGCGACAACCUUGCCUCGAGCACGCGAUCUUCCACCUUCAAGUUCACGGGCUGGGAAUCGAGUCGAUUCGAUGGUGCUUCUGGAGAGGACGGCGACGCUGACGAGCCAGAGAGCCCUCUUAUUCCGUGGCUGAUUCAUCUCAUCCGGUCGACAGACGGCCUCGAGAGAGUCAUGGCCGCGUCCCUUCUGACAUCGUUGUUCAAGGCAGGUUUCGCCACUCCAGAGCGGGAACAGGCACUGGCCGUGCUCGUUGUCCCGCUCCUCUGCCGAAUGAUGAGGGAAAACGACCAGGAGGUCCGGAGCUCUGUUCAACACGCGGCGAUCGUCGAGCCGGAGAUCGCCAGGCGCUGGGCUAUUCAGGAGAAGGUGCCCGAGGUCUUGGCUCGCCUUGUUGGAGAGAGCGAGACACUGCAAAAGGCCGCCCAUGAUUGCGGCAUAAUCAAGACGGUGGCAAAGAUCCUGAAAGACUCGUACGAGUCGCCGCCAGUACAGUCACCUCCGCGGCCGUGGUCACCUACGCCCAAUCGAGGGACCGGCACCCAGGACGGUCCGCCUACGUGCCGAGUCGGGCCUGCCGGCCAAACUCCGGCCUAUGCUCAUACCAUAAAAAUGAGGGAGAACUCGCUAAAGCUUGUGGCGGGAAUGGCCACGCUCAGCAACGACUACCGGCAGGCGCUUGUCAAGGAGGGGGUCAUGGCAUACGUAGUGGAGUAUCUAUCGCCGUCUCUGAAGAAGUCCAUUAACGCCAAGGAGAAACCGACGACAGAGAGGGCCACGGAGGACGGAACGGGCGGCGCAACUUCGCCUGGCAGUCACAAUCCAAAUACAGUUAUCAUCGCAGCCUGCCAUGUAGUAAGGGCACUGGGACGAUCACCGAGCAUUUUGCGGACGACUCUACAGGAUCAUGACGUCGGGGUGCGUAUCAACGAGCUUGCCCGGCAUCCAGAUGCUGAGGUCCAGAUUGCCGCCUUGAGCGCGAUCAUCAACCUGGUGACAAACUGCAGCCCCAUGGUGGAGCCUCUUCUCGAGGCUGGAAUUGUCAGGACCCUGUGCGAACACGCGCACUCGCUCAAUCCUGGCUUGAGACUCAACGCGUUAUGGGCGCUCAAGCACUUGGUAAUGGACCUGGACAACACCCGCAGGAAGCAAUGUCUCGAAGAGCUCGAACCUGGCUGGCUCGUCCAGCUCAUAAGCGAUGACACAUCCGAAGAAGAAGCAUUGCACGUGCAAGGGCGAUCGGAACGACGGGCCACCGACGCAGGUGACGGCGAAGACAUAAGCACGGCUGAGGCCCGCUACGAAGACGACACGCACGGAUCCUGGACCUGGCCCGCCCUGAGCCGGAUUGCCCAGCGAACAAUCUCACCGCGGCUGCAGCAGACAUCCAUCAAACUCUCAGCGCUUCGCGACGCGGAGCUCAACCCGCAACGCAAAGCCCGCAACGACAGUCUCGCUAUACAAGAGCAAGGCCUCGGCUUCGUUCGCAACCUGAUCGCACUCCCCAACCUGUCCAGCCAGACCGACAUGGUCGACUACCUCUUCACCGAGCUGGGGCAGGACCGCCUCUUCGGUAUCCUGGCCGACAAGCUCAAGGUCCGCGUUGUCGGCGCCUUCAGCCGCCGCCUCAGCCGCGGGCGCGACACCCUCGUGCUGUACCCGCAGGCGCGCAUCGUCGAGAACCUGGCGUAUAUCCUCGCGCACAUCGCGGCGGGCCUGCCGCGGCACCGCCAGCUAGUCGUGGCGCAGACGGAGCUACUCAAGCUGCUGAGCGCGCAUAUGAAUAGUAAGGACAUCGGGGUCCGCAAGGCGCUGUGCCAGCUGUUUAUGAACCUGAGCACUGUGGAGAGUGACGGGGAGAGGGGCCCUUCCGCGCAGAGGGCGCUGGAGUUGGAGCGGCUGGGCUUCUUGGCCAAGUUGGAGGGGCUUGAGCAAGGGGAUGCCGAUCUGGAUGUCCGGCAGCGGGCGAAGGCUGCGGUGGCGCAGAUGAAGACGCCUACUUCGUAG